AGUCGAGCACAGCUGCCUAGUGCGACCAGCGGCAAACAUCAAUGACUAACAGACUGCACCGUUAAAUGCAAAACCGCAGGCCGCUGUUACAUGACCAAAAAAAGAAAAGAAAAGUCGAGUAGACAAGAAAGAAGGUGGGUGCAGUUGAACCAAACAAUAUCUGUUCUAUCUCUAUAUUGGUUCUGACCAAGUGGGUAUUGUUCUACAAAUGGAUAAUGGAGACUGGGGCCAUAGGAUGACUACUCCUGUUACCUUGAAUGUGGGAGGCCACUUGUACACCACCAGUUUAUCGACCCUGCAGCGCUAUCCAGACUCCAUGCUGGGCGCCAUGUUCAGGGGAGACUUCCCCACAACUCGCGAUUCCCAAGGGAAUUAUUUCAUUGAUCGGGACGGGACACUUUUCCGGUACAUCCUGAACUUCCUGCGAACAUCCGAGCUCACCCUGCCCAUGGAUUUCACAGAGACAGACCUCCUGAGGAAAGAGGCAGAUUUCUACCAGAUCGAACCUUUGAUCCAGUGCCUUAAUGAUCCCAAGCCACUGUACCCUCCUGACAUCUUUGAGCAGGUCGUGGAGCUCUCUAGCACUCGGAAACUGUCGAAAUACUCAAACCCAGUCGCUGUUAUCAUCACACAGCUAACCAUAACUACGAAGGUUCACGCCCUGCUGGAAGGUAUUUCCAACAACUUCACCAAGUGGAACAAACACAUGAUGGACACCAGAGACUGCCAGGUGUCGUUCACCUUCGGACCAUGUGACUAUCAUCAAGAGGUGUCCCUAAGGGUUCACCUCAUGGACUACAUUAUGAAACAAGGCUUCACCAUCAGGAACACGCGUGUGCAUCACAUGAGUGAGCGUGCAAACGAGAACACGGUGGAGCAUCACUGGACUUUCUGUAGACCAGCUCACAAAGUUGAAGACUGACUUACAGCUCAGUUGUUGUGGAUGGCACUUGUCUUUUAUAUUACACAAAUCAUUGUCAAAAAAAGAACAAAUCUGACCUCUAGUUUCAGUAAUGUUUCACUAAUAAGGAUUUUUUUCUGAUAUUGAUCAGUGUGUUACAGUGUAUAAACUUCAAAGUCCAGACAGCAUAAAAACAAUAAAUGUGAAUUGUUGAUCUGUUCACCUGUUUGAGUGCAUCAGUGUUAUCAGACUAAAACACUUUCUUUGUGCUACCACUAAAUAUUGGGCAUUACGAAACCUAAACAGCAUUUGUCAUUAAGUAGCAAGUAGGCCCUCUAGUUAUGAUUUUAUUCAUUUAGGUAACACUGUAUUAUACCCCAAUGAUGCUAAAAAUGUGGGUACAUUGAUUUUUACAGGAAUAAUUAUGAUUUAAUGCUGGUCUAAUACCUGUAUUUGUUUAUCCCAAAAUUACUAAUAAAUAAUUGCAGGUAGCCAUGAUUUCAGACUUGGUGCCGACUUAUGGUAUCAAAUCCACAUCUUAUCAUGCAUUAAUGUAAAUUUAGGCCACAAUGUGGGAGGAGUCAAAAAGAGGAUAUUGUAAAAUCAGUCUGGCUCAGAAGUUAAUUUGUGUUCUGGACUAGAGGCCCUGAACAAAGAACAUUUUUAGAUCCCAAGGUGUCAGGAGUGUACUUUUUAAAAAUAAUAAUAACUAUAAUUAUCUUUAGCCCGAAUUUUUUUCUGGUGAGUUGACAGUAGAUUUUAAAAUUAGUCUCUUAGCUCUCUAUUAUCUCCGUGUAUGGUACUGUUUCUGAAGAUCCUAGUAGUUGUUGCAUGUGUCUGUCUUGUAUAUGUAUAUGUAUUUGCUGUGUGCGCUUUGCAGUAUGAUGUGAUGCUGUUACACUUUAGAGCUCAUAUCAACAGUGAUGUGUUCGGUCAUUCCAGCCAAAAUAAACCCAUUUGUGUAUUUGUCA
This is a messenger RNA of Toxotes jaculatrix (banded archerfish), 1872 nucleotides long. It is a transcript of the gene kctd6b, whose product is annotated as potassium channel tetramerization domain containing 6b. NCBI's taxonomy places the organism in Eukaryota, Metazoa, Chordata, Actinopteri, Toxotidae. The transcript is spliced from 3 exons. Gene Ontology annotation, molecular function: protein binding. Gene Ontology annotation, biological process: protein homooligomerization. The record is from RefSeq and is a predicted model, not a curated record. Bases 209 to 922 code for a protein of 237 amino acids.